Molecule: messenger RNA, 2059 nt
Organism: Symphalangus syndactylus (siamang)
Lineage: Eukaryota; Metazoa; Chordata; Mammalia; Primates; Hylobatidae
Gene: HCLS1
Product: hematopoietic cell-specific Lyn substrate 1
Biological process (GO): cell migration; regulation of actin filament polymerization
Cellular component (GO): plasma membrane; site of polarized growth; actin filament
Molecular function (GO): actin filament binding
Source: RefSeq, a predicted model, not a curated record
GAACUGACUCAAAUUUCAGGAAGUAGCUGUGAGGAUGGGGUGGUAGGAAAUGACGAAAACCUGAAUACGGAACUGAAGCAGCAGCUCAGUUUCUCACUCCGAAGUGGCAGCAGCCAGAGAGGGAGUCGGUGUGGACGCGAGGAGCCAGGCGCUUAGAACAGAGGCUCGUACAGGUGGAGAUGUGGAAGUCUGUAGUGGGCCAUGAUGUGUCUGUUUCCGUGGAGACCCAGGGUGAUGAUUGGGACACAGAUCCUGACUUUGUGAAUGACAUCUCUGAAAAGGAGCAACGAUGGGGAGCCAAGACCAUCGAGGGCUCUGGACGCACAGAACACAUCAACAUCCACCAGCUGAGGAACAAAGUAUCAGAGGAGCAUGAUGUUCUCAAGAAGAAAGAGAUGGAGUCAGGGCCCAAAGCAUCCCAUGGCUAUGGAGGUCGGUUUGGAGUAGAAAGAGACCGAAUGGACAAGAGUGCAGUGGGCCAUGAGUAUGUUGCCGAGGUGGAGAAGCACUCUUCUCAGACGGAUGCUGCCAAAGGCUUUGGGGGCAAGUACGGAGUUGAGAGGGACAGGGCAGACAAGUCAGCAGUCGGCUUUGAUUAUAAAGGAGAAGUGGAGAAGCACACAUCUCAGAAAGAUUACUCUCGUGGCUUUGGUGGCCGGUACGGGGUGGAAAAGGAUAAACGGGACAAAGCAGCUCUGGGAUAUGACUACAAGGGAGAGACGGAGAAACACGAGUCCCAGCGAGAUUAUGCCAAGGGCUUUGGUGGCCAGUAUGGAAUCCAGAAGGACCGAGUGGAUAAGAGUGCUGUCGGCUUCAAUGAAAUGGAGGCCCCGACCACAGCUUAUAAGAAGACAACGCCCAUAGAAGCCGCUUCUAGUGGUGCCCGUGGGCUGAAGGCGAAAUUUGAGUCCAUGGCUGAGGAGAAGAGGAAGCGAGAGGAAGAGGAGAAGGCACAGCAGGUGGCCAGGAGGCAACAGGAGCGAAAGGCUGUGACAAAGAUGAGCCCUGAGGCUCCACAGCCAGUGAUAGCUAUGGAAGAGCCAGCAGUACCGGCCCCACUGCCCAAGAAAAUCUCCUCAGAGGCCUGGCCUCCAGCUGGGACUCCUCCGUCAUCAGAGUCUGAGCCUGUGAGAACCAGCAGGGAACACCCAGUGCCCUUGCUGCCCAUUAGGCAGACUCUCCCGGAGGACAAUGAGGAGCCCCCAGCUCUGCCCCCUAGGACUCUGGAAGGCCUCCAGGUGGAGGAAGAGCCAGUGUACGAAGCAGAGCCUGAGCCCGAGCCUGAGAAUGACUAUGAGGAUGUUGAGGAGAUGGACAGGCAUGAACAGGAGGAUGAACAAGAGGGGGACUAUGAGGAGGUGCUUGAGCCUGAAGAUUCUUCUUUUUCUUCUGCUCUGGCUGGAUCAUCAGGCUGCCCGGCUGGGGCUGGGACUCUAGGGAUCUCAGCUGUGGCUCUAUAUGAUUACCAAGGAGAGGGAAGUGAUGAGCUUUCCUUUGAUCCGGACGAUGUAAUCACUGACAUUGAGAUGGUGGACGAGGGCUGGUGGCGGGGACGUUGCCAUGGCCACUUUGGACUCUUCCCUGCAAAUUAUGUCAAGCUUCUGGAGUGACUAGAGCUCACUGUCUACUGCAACUGUGAUUUCCCAUGUCCAAAGUGGCUCUGCCUCCACCCCCUCCCUAUUCCUGCUGCAAAUGUCUAACCAGAUGAGGUUCUGGACAGACUUCCCUCUCCAGCUUCAUUAAGGGCUUGGGACAGAGACAGCAUGGGGAAGGAGGUCCCCUUCCCCAGGAGUCCUCUCUAUCCUGGGUGAGCUCAUGGACAUUUCUCUUGUGUUCCUGCCUCCUUCCCCAUGAACACCUCUCUGCCACCCCAAGCUCUGCUCUCCUCCUCUGUGAGCUCUGGGCUUCCCGGUUUGUUUACCCGGGAAAGUACGUCUAGAUCGUGUGGUUUGCCUGAUUGUGCUAUUUGCCCACUUUCCUUCCCUGAAGAAAUAUCUCUGAACCGUCUUUCUGUUCAGUCCUAAAAUUCGAAAUAAAGCGAGACUAUGGUUCACCCGUA